GUAUAGCAUGAUCAGCAUGGAGAUGAAAGAUGAAAGAAGUCUUGAUAAUCUGGUUGGGAGACGUGAAUCAGUCCUACGAAAGAAAAAGAAAACAAAGAUAUCAAAUCGCAAUGAAGGAAGUGAGAAAGAAGUUUCCUCCACAAAAUUCCACGAGCCUCUCAAUUUUCUCAUCACAAUCAUACUUGGCGUUCUUGGAGUACACUAUCAAGGCUUGGGCAUCUCUCCACUCAAAGAACAUGGCGCAAUCAUGUUGUUCUUCAUCAUGGCAGCAGUUAUCUAUAGCAUUGCAUUUUUGGGGAUAAAGCUAGGACCCCAAAAUGCAAACUACCUGCCCAUAUUCAAGUUUCUUUGUGUCACUUGUGCAAUUCUUGCGUGUGAGCUCCUUUUGUCAAUUCUUGUCGAUCACUUAAGGCUGGUCAUGAUAAAUUUAUGUGGGAUCCUCGUAGAGCUUCUACGUCGCUGGUACAAACAAAUUUAUCAAUACUGUUUUCAGACACCUAUUAUGAUACUUAACACCAUAGUUCUAAAAACCAGACUAGACCAACCAGUUGAAACGAGAACCAAAAAUGAAAACAAACUAGAAAAAUCGACUAUUCAACCCUGAAAACCACCGGUUCAACCGGUAAAACCUGGAAAUUGGACCCAUUUGCGGUUCUUUGAGCAUU
Messenger RNA from Quercus robur (English oak), 665 nucleotides. RefSeq lists its product as uncharacterized. The record is from RefSeq and is a predicted model, not a curated record. Lineage: Eukaryota; Viridiplantae; Streptophyta; Magnoliopsida; Fagales; Fagaceae. The transcript is spliced from 2 exons. The coding region runs from base 8 to 604 and encodes 198 amino acids.